Molecule: messenger RNA, 2148 nt
Organism: Aspergillus oryzae RIB40
Lineage: Eukaryota; Fungi; Ascomycota; Eurotiomycetes; Eurotiales; Aspergillaceae
Product: SANT/Myb-like DNA-binding domain-containing protein
Exons: 6
Coding region: 1-2148 (715 amino acids)
Source: RefSeq, a predicted model, not a curated record
AUGAAGACUAAAGCAGAAACUACGGAUAUACUUGAUGACUGGGUAGUGUCCAGGAUCGACCACAGCUAUGAGAAUCCAAACUUUGGCUUCGUUGAAACCCUGUAUCAGACCUGCUCAGCUGCUCUUAAGAGCACCUUGAAGAAAGAUAUAGCGAGCAUCCAGUUUUGGGAAGAGAAUUUCCCUGUUGGCCACCUUGAUACCAUCCUGGCAGAGUCGAGCGGCUUGAAGAUCCGUGUCCUCGAGAACCUCAGAGGCAUUGGCAAGAUUCUCAUCGCCUUUUUCACGGACUACGAUGAAGUGAUAUUCAGCACACAAAACGAGCGUAAUCCAGAAUGCAACUUUGCAAAUGACUUGUUAAUACAAGUAGAAAAGGCUGCGCUGAUGCUUGAUGUUGAAGAAAAAUCUGAGCGAUCGUCGGAUGACGAGACGGACGACGAUUCCUCCCCAGCCACCGAACGCAUAUAUACUCCUUGCAGUGCAAGACGGAAGCUCAAUAUGUUCCGAUUGAGACUACUUUUCGUUUGUCUCAUCGUGCGCAACCCUACGCCAUGCGUAUUCGCGACCGGUCGGUGUCCUUACCGGUUCCAUUUCUCCCAUACUGACAUCUACGCAAGAUUUGCAAACGCACCUACCUCUCUUGUAGAGCGAUUGGCAGAAGCUAACUUGCAAAGAUCAAUCCGGCUUCGAACGCAAGAAGAAGAGAAGGAAGAAGUGGACGACCACACGAAUCAUGACUCCGGUCUUGGGACAUCUAUUCCUACAAUGUCGCAGUAUGCUGCUACUGUCGCUUCCCAUACUUCAUUCCUCUCGGUCGCUGGAGAAGAAGCCCUUGGUCGCCCCCGAGUUCCCCCUCUACCGCAGGAAGGCGGACGUCCAUUUCGAUGCGAUUACUGUCACAGGACCAUCUCAAUGCGAAACCGAAUAGAGUGGAAGAUGCAUGUCUUUGCUGAUUUGGAGUCGUACAUUUGCACACACGAGGACUGCAGGGACGUAUUCAAAACAUUCCCAACCCGUCAACUAUGGGCAGAUCACGAAUUCAAUGCGCACUUUACUCUGAUUCGAUGGCGUUGCUUCAUAUGCAGCAUCGCACUCAACACUGCGGAACGCUUUGUUGAACAUUUGGCUCAAGAGCAUGGUAGUGUACUAACAGGUCACUGCGUCACGGCCGCAACUUCAGAAGCGCGAGAGACAGUCCUGACACCUGGGUUCGGGAACUACAAGUGCCUGUUAUGCUUACAGGAUGGUUGGCAUACCAGGAAAGGAUACACGACUCAUGUCGGGCGGCAUCUAGAGGAGAUAUCUCUGGCAUGUCUCCCGAGAGAUGAGGAAGACAGUAGUGACGAUGACUUGGAUACAAACAUAUCCCACGCCCUCAGCGAUGUUGAUGAGCCUACUUCCACCUCUGGAGAAAGCUAUGGGGUUGAUGCGAAUUCUACAGCCCUGACACCGGCGCCUCAGGGUAAUCCUUGUAUUGCUACAGACGCCAAGAUCGAGCUGGGUGUCCACCGAAUGGCGGAGGCCACUUUGCCACAGGAGAAGGAAGCUGUGGAGAAAAAUGCUCCACCACAUACGUCGCACCCCAGAGGUUACCUCGGAAGAGCGAAGGAGGGGAUGUAUGUAUUUGGAUCCACAGAAGCUGAGCCAGGCAUGGCGACAACCGAACCCUCCGAGGUUGGGUAUGGGUCUCUACCAACCAGUCACUGGUCUGUUCAUGAGCAACGCGAUUUCCCUCGCCUGCUAGCACACUUUGGCCGUGACUUCGAGGGCAUCUCGAAUUUCAUGAAGUCCAAGACGCCGGUUAUGGUGAAAAAUUACUACCAGCGGCGCCUUGACUCGGGAAACAGAUAUUUCGAAGAGACUGCGCUGACGGCGGAGGAAAGGAAAUCUCGCGGUGAACCAACUGGUCCUCUUCCAGUCCUCAACGCUGCUCCGAUGCGCCAUUAUGGAGCAACACGAUCGACCAUUGCCCCACACCCACCUGCUCCUCAUGGCCAUACUAGAGCACCUGCCGGCUCGAUGACGGGCGGCAUACUUGCUCUGAAACCCUCUGCAGAAGGCUCUCCUAGAAAAUGUGUCAUCUUUGUCCAGUGCAAUAAGUCCAUCGUUAUAGUAGAGCAGCAACAUAUUACUCGCUUAGUGGAAAAAUGA